This is a messenger RNA of Paramacrobiotus metropolitanus, 2181 nucleotides long. Its product is annotated as NAD kinase 2, mitochondrial-like. Gene Ontology annotation, molecular function: NAD+ kinase activity. The transcript is spliced from 9 exons. Lineage: Eukaryota; Metazoa; Tardigrada; Eutardigrada; Parachela; Macrobiotidae. Gene Ontology annotation, biological process: NADP+ biosynthetic process; NAD+ metabolic process. The coding region runs from base 525 to 1898 and encodes 457 amino acids. Gene Ontology annotation, cellular component: mitochondrion. The record is from RefSeq and is a predicted model, not a curated record.
UUCUAUUCCUUCCACUUCUGCACGUGCAUAGAUGACGUGCGUCUAUAUAAGUAAACAUUUUGCAUUUGCCAGCAUCAGAAGGCUUUUUGACUUUGAAAAGGCGAUUGAUUGUCUUUGGCAAGUUUAGUUUCUCUUUCUGACUUUCCCACAUUUGUUUUGGAAUAUCUGUUUAACGUUUCACAGUCUAACUUGAUCUGUGAUAAUCUGGUGCUUUACACAACUGUACCUAAAAAACGUUAUCAAUGCAGCUCUGGUCAAAAGGUGAUAUGCAUUCCGCCACAGUGUCUCCUGAAUCUUCUUGAUACUGUACCUGUUGUCACAGUGUUGUGCAAAUUUGCUCUUGCAUCACUUCUGUGCAACCACGAUAAGCUGACACAGUAGUAUUUUUUCGAAUCUAGUUUUUUGUGGUUUACGUGUUUGAAAACUCGCAUCCCAUUGCCGCAAAUGUCUGUGGGCUGAUCCCACGGCAAACUGGAGUCGUGGAGUCUUUCUAGUCUUUCCCUUGUGGACGCUGUGGAUCAGCAAUGGUCCUUGGAAGUUUCCGACCAUGUCGGAAUUAUGCAGCACUUUUCUCGAUGAGAAAGCGAAUCCCGUCCGGAUGUAGGUGGCUGAAGAGUGCUACAGCUGCCAAAAUCAUCGCAUCGACCAUGGAUCAGAUCCAUCCCACUCCGGCUCCUGUAUUGUUGUACGAUGAGGAUGCUGUGCCUGUGUUCCAGCCAGAAAAAGUCGUCGUUCUCUCCAAAAUCACGCGCUAUGAAUUCGAACGCAAACGCUAUCCCCAUCUUAGCGAUCGUCAGCUGGCUGAAAAGUUAGCACAAAAGGGCUCCGAUUAUUAUACACUGAGAGAACUGAAUGCCUAUCACAAAAAUCAAGCUGACAAAAUCGUUCGCACAUUAAGGAACAAAGGUAUCGAAACCCAUAUUGUCAAUCGCUACGAAUAUGGACCGGAAGUGAUUGAUUGGGCGGAUGCGAUUAUUAGCGCCGGUGGAGACGGAACGUUUCUGCUGGGCGCUAGUAAGAUCCGCAACUGCCAGAAGCCAUUAAUUGGCAUCAAUACUGAUCCUCGCAGAUCGGAGGGUUAUUUGUGCCUGCCAAAGGCAGCAUCUCUCAACUUCUCAGAAUCUCUGGACAAACUAAUGAACGGCCAGUUCAGAUGGUUUUAUCGGCAGCGUAUACGGAUACAGCUGUCCGGUCCCAGCGCCUUGGAAACUCCUGUGGAGUUACAUGAACAGGAGCUGAAUUUUCCUGAACACCGCUUUGCGGAUUGGGCUGUCGAAGACGCUGUUGAAUUUGCGGAUGCCUCGCGAGAAUGCAGUAGGCGGGAUGUGUCGGUUGCUGGAUCGAGAAGUUCUAAUUCUCGCCUAUUGCCGGAAGUGGCCUUGAAUGAAGUGUUUAUUGGCGAAUCGUUAUCAUCGAGUACUUUCCUCUGUAGGGUCUCGUAUUAUGAGAUUUCUCUGGAUGAUGCCCCCAGUGUAAAACAGAAGAGUUCAGGCGUUACCAUUUGCACUGGAACCGGCUCAACAUCAUGGUCAUUUAAUAUCAACAAACUGACGGAGCAGGCGACUGCUUCCAUACUCAAAAUUGUACGUGAGUCUAGUGAUCUUCCCGUCCCAACCGAAUCCGAAUUUGUCAAAAGUGUAACGAAGACGUUCAACGACGAACUAAUCUUCGAUCCCAGCGAUACACGCCUGGUCUGCACUAUACGGGAUCCUGUGUCGAAUUCCAUUUAUGGUACCAGUAAUCCGCGCGGCUUUGUGAACAAAGUCGUCGUAAAAUCUCGAUGUUUCGAUGCUUCCCUGGUAAUUGACGGUGGCCCAUCGUAUAAAUUCAAUGAUGGCGCAGAAGCUAUUCUCACCACCCACCCGGACGAUGCGCUGCGAACGGUUCAGCUCUUGUAAAUAGUCUGCAUACGUUUUAUGUGUGCGUAUAUAUUUAUGGAAAGUACAAAUGCAAUAUUUUGUUGAAUUCUCGAUAACAAUGUUGCCUCUAGUGUUGUGCAUGUACAGUUGUAUAUUUCGAGUGGAUGACAUUUGCUCACUAUGCUGGUAUUGUAUUUAUGUUAACUGGAGCUUUCAUUUUAUACGUAGUAUUAAUGUUAAUAGCACAAUGGGCGCAGUUUGCUUUGCAUGCAAAUUGAAUUUGAACAACGCUUCGUAAAUCAGAACACAAUAAAGAGUAAAA